Populus euphratica (Euphrates poplar) is the source of this 1820-nucleotide messenger RNA. Its product is annotated as acyltransferase-like protein At3g26840, chloroplastic. Bases 1 to 1392 code for a protein of 463 amino acids. NCBI's taxonomy places the organism in Eukaryota, Viridiplantae, Streptophyta, Magnoliopsida, Malpighiales, Salicaceae. Gene Ontology annotation, cellular component: membrane. The transcript has 11 exons. The record is from RefSeq and is a predicted model, not a curated record.
AUGGUUGCGAGGUUUGCAGGCCUGCCUUAUUUUCUGAGCUUAAUAACAGGUGAUCCUUUGAAGAUGGUAAUAGAUAAUGCGAGAAAGGGAGUUCCUCUACUGGAAAUAGUUGAAGGAUUAUCACAAGAUGCUGUCGUGAUUCCAUCUAACCUCGAUGUUUUAGCUGCUCUCCUACCUAGAGAAACACUUCUAUGGAAACUAAAUAUGUUGAAAGUGGCUUCAAAAUUUGCAAAUUCACACCUCCAUGCUGUAAAAGCUCAAACACUUGUACUUUCUAGCGGAAGGGAUCAGUUGCUGCCAAGUGAAGAGGAAGGUCAAAGACUUAAUCGUGUUCUUCCAAAGUGUCAGAAUCGCAGUUAUAGUGGAAGUGGUCAUUUUCUUCUCCUGGAAGAUGUCUUUGAUUUGGCAACUCUCAUCAAAGGUUCUGCUUUUUAUCGUCGCGGAGCACACCAAGAUUAUGUUUCGGAUUAUGUACCACCAACCCCUUUAGAAUUUAAACAAAUAUACGAGCCAAACAGGUUGUUUCUGCUUGCCAUAAGUUCUGUCAUGCUCUCAACCUUAGAAGAUGGGAAGAUAGUGAGGGGCCUUGCGGGAAUCCCUUCGGAGGGACCUGUUUUGUUCGUUGGUUAUCACAUGUUAAUGGGAUUUGAGCUGGCCCCGAUGGUAUCCAAUUUUUUGUUGGAAAGAAAUAUUUUUCUGAGAGGUUUAGCUCAUCCAGUUCUCUUCAUAAGAACCAAAAAAGAGCGAUUGCUACCUCCAUUGUCACAGUUUGACACAUUUAGAGCAAUGGGAGCAGUUCCUGUUUCAGGAACCAAUUUAUACAAACUUCUAGCUUCAAAGGCUCAUGUGUUAUUGUACCCAGGAGGCGGCCGUGAGGCCUCUCAUCGCAAGGGUGAACAAUACAAGCUGUUCUGGCCAGAACAAUCUGAGUUUGUUAGGAUGGCAGCUAGGUUCGGAGCAAAAAUUGUGCCAUUUGGUGUUGUUGGAGAAGAUGAUUUUGGUGAAGUUGUUUUUGACUAUGAUGAUCAAAUGAGGAUUCCGUUCCUUAGGGAUUACAUAGAAGCAGUAGCAGAUGAACUGGGUGUGAGAGUGAGGACUGAAGAAGAUGGUGAGGUGGGAAAUCAAAAUAUGCAUCGUUUGGGAAUUUUACCAAAAUUUCCAGGCAGGUUCUAUUACUACUUUGGAAAACCGAUAGAAACAGAAGGUAUGCAUGAAUUAAGAGACAGGGAGAAAGCUCAUGAAUUAUACCUGCAAAUCAAAUCUGAGGUGGAGAAGUGCAUUGGUUUUUUGAAGGAGAAGAGAGAGACCAAUCCUUAUAGGAACAUAUUGGCCCGACUAUCUUACCAGGCCACGAACGGCUCUACUUCUCAAGUUCCAACAUUUGAUAUUUGAUUCUUCUGCUCAAAUGAAAAUUGAUUUUCACCAUUCUGAUCUCGAAGAAGCUCAAGAUCUUUCAGUGGGAUAAUUGUAGCUGGGGUAUCAUGUAACUUUCUGGGAGUUAAAAGAAAUUUCAUACAUAGUUGAAAAAUGACUUCCAACCACCUUUCUGGGUUUUUUUUUUUCUAAUAAUAAAAUGUUUCACUUGCCCCAAGCAUUAAGGUAUAUUUAUUAACUCUUAAACACAUUAGUUUCUUUGUAAAUCACAAAAGGAAUUAAGAAUAAAAACCAUUCUCGGAACCCAUUUCCUGUUUUGCGUUGUGAUCUUCCUCUUCGUACUCGUCAUGAUGCUCUCUUCUUGAAGUUCAUGCUUGAUUUUUCUUCUCUCCUCCAGUGAAUAAUCCAGGUUUUGGUAUGCAAUCGCUUCUGUAUCAAUGGUUUUC